AUGUAUUCCAAAGGUUUCAGCGGCGCUGCCGCACUCUCCGGCCUCGCCAUGGUUUAUGCUCAAGGCAUGGGCUCUCUCCCACCUUGUGCUUCAGGCGCCAUUACACAAGCCUUGGGCUCAACAGGAUGUGCCCUAAGUGAUACUGCAUGUAUCUGUGCCUCCCUGGCGUUUGCCAACAUUGGUACGAGCAUUGCAGGCGCCUGCAGUCCUGAAGAUGUGAAUGCCGCCAUCGCGGCCGGACAGACCAUCUGCGCCGCAGCUCCUUCCGUCUCGAGCACCACCAGCAGUCCACCUCCAGGUGAACCCACACCAGAUCCAAGCGUUAACAACGAUGUGGAUGUAACCUACACCACCGUCUCCGGCACCUUGACCUCCACAACAAUCAUCCCGGAGACUACUCCAGCAGUAAAGACUACCGAAAGCACAUCCCCUUCGACCAUGCAUGGGAACGGCACUCAUACGGGACCUUUGACCACCACUGGUACUAUCACCGUUCAUCCAAGUGGUAGCGGUCCACCUACAGGUACGGGUGCCCCACGACAAUCGACAUUUAUGGGUGAAGGAGCCACUGAGAAGGUACAUGGUCUUUUCGCUGGUGCCGUGGGUCUUAUUGGUGCUUUGGCUUUGGUUUAG
Molecule: messenger RNA, 633 nt
Organism: Exophiala bonariae
Lineage: Eukaryota; Fungi; Ascomycota; Eurotiomycetes; Chaetothyriales; Herpotrichiellaceae
Exons: 3
Coding region: 1-633 (210 amino acids)
Source: RefSeq, a predicted model, not a curated record